Messenger RNA from Nymphaea colorata (pocket water lily), 3162 nucleotides. Its product is annotated as phosphatase IMPL1, chloroplastic. The record is from RefSeq and is a predicted model, not a curated record. The transcript is spliced from 14 exons. NCBI's taxonomy places the organism in Eukaryota, Viridiplantae, Streptophyta, Magnoliopsida, Nymphaeales, Nymphaeaceae. Gene Ontology annotation, biological process: inositol metabolic process; phosphatidylinositol phosphate biosynthetic process; signal transduction. Gene Ontology annotation, molecular function: inositol monophosphate 1-phosphatase activity. Bases 1870 to 3003 code for a protein of 377 amino acids.
GAUUUAUAUGGAGGCUAGAUUGUAAGAUCAUUUGGUGGGCCGACAUAUGUCUAUGAGGAAUUUCAGACAUUAUGGUUGCCUUAAGAUACCAGUACGUAAUUACGGACUCUUUGAUGGGUGAAAUCCGUAAUUGCCCUUAAUAUAAAAUGGUAGUGGUCCCUGGGGUUAUGCAAUGGUUGCCAGAAACGUUGGUUUCUAGCGUUGUCUCUUCCCCAUCUAAGAGAGACCUCACGUGCGCCAGCAAAGACCUUGAAAGAUCUUACCGCGAUCUACCGUCCAGUUCUUCAGGUGGAUUCAGAUUUGCUAAGCUCGAAUCCAAGCUUGGAUUCUUGCUUAGGACUACUCGAUUUAGAAAACAAGUGAAGAAAAAGGUCAAGCAUCAAGACCGAUCGCAAGCUGAUAUGAUAUUGGUGUUGUUUCGGGUUGAAGAUAGAUGUUGGCAAUCAAAGAAGCUGGAUUCUACAUGUCAUGAUAUGAUCUCAUGUAUCCAUUAGCUUAGGAUGGCAGGGAAGAGUCACAAACCAUGCUUCAUGCCCAGAAUGAUACUAAUGAAAUGAACCCAUGGCAGAGGGUGAAAGCACUAGCAUGUUCGCAGGACAGUGUUGCAACACUUCAGUUGCAAACAACAGAUGACCCUAGCACUUGUGGGGGUUAAUGAUGAUGCCAUGGAGUAGUUUGUCAAUAUAACUGGCAUGUUGCUUUAAUGUUAAGAGAAUGCCAUUGUAUUGCCUUACCAGGCUCAUUUGGACACUGCUGGCAACAGGACUCCAUUUCAAUUGUUGCUUGUAACUGGGAAUGUGUACAUCCCACCCCCGCAUGCAUCCAAGAAUAUUAAAGUAGUGGUUGGACACAACUGCUAAAGGAAGACCAGCUUAUUUUUUUGCAGAGAAAUAUGCUUAUUCUUAGAUCAUAUUGAUAGUUUGUUGAUGGAUUUUAUUCUUUAGAAUUUGGGAUGUUGUUGCUAUUUGUGGUUUCAUAGUAUGCUUGGGAGGUUGGCCACACCCAACAACAUGGGUUGCUAGUACUGGAAGAUUUGGUUGGUUGAUCACAAAAGAAUUCAAGGUGAUUGAUCAUAUAAGCAUCUCAAUACAAGCAAAGAAGGUAAGCGAAAAUAAAACCUAUAACCCUACAGUAGAUGCAACGAACAAGUCCCAAAUACAAAAAGAGGUCCCCAAGCAAAGAAAUAUGAUUGGACUCGAGGAAUCUGGCUCAAUGCUAAAUGUGUGGAGGGGCAAUGACAAAGGAGGACCACAGCAGGGGUUGAGGUCGAAACACGUGUGACACACACUCAAUCAAAAGUAUAUGGGGAUCUUGGACGCGGUCGAUUGGGAGCUGCAUCUUUAAAUCAGACAGGAAACAUGCAUCAACAAGGCCAAAUUUGCUUCAAAGUAGAUGAAGUCCUUUCUGAGCAAACCGUAGAAGGAUGAGGAAAAAUGCGAGAAGGCGUGGGGAAGGGACAAAGGAGGAGGGGAGCAAGAGACAUACAAUCAUACAUAACAAAUGAGAGGGAAGAGAGACCAAGAGGCACCAAGGAAGAAAGAUGGAAGAUAGAAGAGAGAGAGAGAGAGAGAGAGAGAGAGAGAGAGAGAGAGAGAGGUUCCCAGUGCCAAUGUCAAUGCCGCACCUGACCUGGACCUGUUUCCACCAAUUACUGCUGGGAGCAGCUCAACAGAAUGCAGCUUUACAUGAUCAGAUUAUUUGGCUAAAUCCACGACAAGAUAUCAAGUCGGACUCCAAUUACUAAUCCGGAUGUCAUUCUCAAGGUUUUGGUAUCAGACCCAAAUACGAAUGGUGGGCCUCUGACGUCCAUCCCGGAGAGCAAGGCAGCGUAAGCAGAGGGAACAUCGUUCGGAGAUUGGCAGUGCGUCGAUGGCUUCUUCGUCAUUGCUCCUGAGCGCCUCCAGCAAACUUUUGCAGCUGCGUGCAGCCAACAGCAACACCGCCACCCUCCCAGCGAGGCUCCAUCUCAUCAACUAUUUCAGCACGAAUGGCCUUGAACACCGAACGCAGGCACGCUUUGCUCAUCUUGCAAAAGCAAACUUGAAAUCUGGGUGCAGAGCUAGCCUAUCUGAAGUUGCUAAGGCGGGGGAAAGUUUUGCGAAGGUUGGCUCUGCUGCAUCGACCGGAGCGAUCCCCGCGGAUCAACUUCUCAAGGUUGUGGAAACCGCUGCAAAGGCCGGGGCCGAGGUGGUGAUGGAAGCUGUUAGUAAGCCUCGAAAUAUCUCUUACAAAGGAACAACUGAUUUGGUGACCGACACAGACAAGCGUAGUGAAACUGUCAUCCUAGAUGUUGUGAGAAAGAACUUUGUGGAUCACCUUAUCUUGGGGGAGGAGGGUGGACUUAUAGGAGACACUUCAUCUGAUUAUCUUUGGUGCAUUGAUCCUCUUGAUGGAACCACAAACUUUGCCCAUGGUUAUCCUAGCUUUGCUGUGUCUGUUGGAGUUCUCUUUAGAGGAAGGCCAGCUGCUGCAGCUGUGGUUGAGUUCGUGGGGGGUCCCAUGUGUUGGAAUACCCGAGUAUUUUCUGCUACUGCUGGUGGAGGGGCUUUCUGCAAUGGCCAAAGAAUUUCUGUUAGCAAAACAGAUCAGGUGGAGCGAUCUUUACUUGUAACUGGAUUUGGUUACGAGCAUGAUGAUGCAUGGGCUACUAACAUUGAUUUGUUCAAAGAAUUUACAGACAUCAGCAGGGGUGUAAGAAGGCUUGGUGCCGCUGCUGUUGACAUGUGCCAUGUGGCAUUGGGUAUUGUAGAAGCAUACUGGGAAUAUCGUCUAAAACCAUGGGAUAUGGCUGCUGGGGUCCUGAUUGUUGAAGAGGCUGGUGGCACCGUCACACGCAUGGACGGUGGUAAUUUCUGUGUUUUUGAUCGAUCUGUCUUGGUUUCCAAUGGUGUUCUGCAUAGAAAGCUUUUAGAAAGGAUUGGUCCAGCAACGGAGAAACUUAAACACAAAGGCAUUGAUUUUUCUCUAUGGUUUAAACCAGAGAACUAUCCAACAGAUCUUUGAAUUGCUUUUUGCUUUGGGUUACUUCAAGAGUUAGGUGCAGAAUCAGGGCUACUCAAUGUUUCAGUCAUCUCAGAAGUGCCUUGAAAUAUAUGAGACUUUCUAUCAAGGGAAGCAUUGGCCACACUCUUUUCAUCUUAAUAUAAUCGUCAUCCUUUUUCA